This is a messenger RNA of Naegleria gruberi, 1305 nucleotides long. RefSeq lists its product as uncharacterized. Gene Ontology annotation, molecular function: protein binding. NCBI's taxonomy places the organism in Eukaryota, Heterolobosea, Eutetramitea, Acrasida, Naegleriidae. The coding region runs from base 1 to 1305 and encodes 434 amino acids. The transcript has a single exon. The record is from RefSeq and is a predicted model, not a curated record.
AUGUUUGAUCCUCUGAAGAAUUACAAUUUUGAUCGCAUGAACAAUCUUGUGCGAGAGAUUGGUUCCGAACAAGAAAGGAAGCAAGCCAAUACUACCAACUCAACAACAUCAUCAAUAGAGUUUAAUGAAGAAAAUACUGUGGAAGUUAAUUUAAAGUUUGAUGAGUUUAUGGAUAAUAUUGAAUUGGUGAAGCCUUUUCUUUAUAACAUUGAGAGAUUUAUAAUUUCAUAUAAUGAAUUGAGUGAAGAACAAGCCAGUGAAAAAGUUGACAUGUCUCCUCUUUCAAAGAAGUGUAAAAUAUUGGAUGCAAGUCAUAAUAAUUUCAAGAACAUGUCUCAUGCAUUUUGGAGUUUUUUAUUCAAUGCAUCCAUCACUUACUUUAAUUUAUCCAAUAAUUGCCUUGUAGAAUUUAUUUCUUCCAAAAUGGAUGCUACAUGGUUGCCUAAAUUGGAAUAUUUGAUAUUGGCCAAUAAUUCCAUCUGUUCACUCAUCAACUCAACAGAGACCUCAUUACUUUCUUCUCUUAUAAGGCUCGAUUUAUCAAACAACCUUGUUGAUAAUGAUUCUUUGAAUAAUAUUUUAUUUGGUGGAAAUCUUACAAACCUCAAACACCUCUAUGUGAAGAAUAACAAAGUCUCUGGUACUUUGAAAAAUGUGAACUCGGUCAAUCAAUCACUUGAAGAAAUUUAUUUGGAUGAAAAUCAAAUUGAGCAAGUAGAUAAUUCAUGGUUUUCCUCAUUACCAAAUCUCAAAGUCAUUUCUUUACCAUUCAACAAAAUUCAAGAUAUAGACAUCCAAACCAAUAACAAAAUUGAAAAGAUCUACCUUCAUUCCAAUCAAAUCAAGAGUAUUGACAGCAUUAAGGCUGUUUUCUCUGAUUCCUUAAAAGUUUUUUCAGCCCAUCAAAAUCAAAUAUCAACCAUUCCUGAAGAAAUUUCAAACUCUAUUUCUCUCAGAGAAGUUACGUUUUUCAACAAUACUAUUCAACAAUUACCAAAAGGAUUGUACAACUUGAUCAAUAUUGAUACGCUAUAUCUUCAAAAUAAUGAAAUUGCUGAACUUUUACCAGAAUUAGGAAAUUUAACAAACUUGACAGAAUUGGAUUUAUUCAAUAACAAGCUCUCCUCGCUUCCUUCAACAAUUGGUAAUCUUACCAAAUUGAAGAGAUUAUGCCUUGAUAGUAACAGAUUGAAAACUAUUCCUGCAGAUGUUGUCAAUCUUUCCAAUUUAAUUUCCUUCACUUUCCACAAUAACCCUGAACUAAAAGUUUCACCAUACAUCCAAAUGAUGUCAACAGGAAUGUAA